AUGGAGGUCAGACCGAUGGUAGCUCUGCGUGCUGCCCUAGUUGGUGGGAUAGCAGCAUUUGCGAAGAUCGGUGGGGCGAUGAAAGCUGCAGGAGGUGUCAAGAUUGGUGCAGCAGCUGCAGCUGUGACAGCUGCAGCAUCAGCUGCUAUAUCCGGAAAAGACGGAAAAGAAGACGCUUCAAAGGCAGAAACAAAAUGA
Miscanthus lutarioriparius is the source of this 198-nucleotide messenger RNA. The record is from the annotation of a GenBank genome assembly. Lineage: Eukaryota; Viridiplantae; Streptophyta; Magnoliopsida; Poales; Poaceae.